AUCCAAUUUAUUUGUCUUUGAGGUUUAAGCAUCCGUAAUAAAACCACUACUAAUAGCGUAUUAUAUUUUAGUGACGCCGUGAGGAGCUUAAUAUUCAUUAUCCAGAUCGACUCAUAAACACGUGAUGUCGGACGUUGAUACCGAUGAUGUCCCUUCAGCGGCACCCGUUGCCGGAGGAAUGGACAUAAACACUGCUCUUCAAGAAGUUCUGAAAACUGCGUUAACUAGUGGAACGCUAGCGCAUGGUCUUCACGAAGCGGCAAAAGCACUAGACAAGCGACAGGCACUGCUGUGUGUUCUCGCUGAAAAUUGUGAUGAACCCAUGUAUAAGAAACUGGUUCAAGCCCUAUGUAAUGAACACCAGAUUCCUCUUAUCAAAGUGGAUAACAACAAGAAGCUGGGUGAAUGGGCUGGGCUUUGCAAAAUAGACAGUUCUGGGAAAGCGCGAAAAGUUGUUGGAUGUUCCUGUGUUGUUGUGAAGGAUUACGGCGAAGAGACUCAAGCAUAUGAUGUCCUGAAAGAAUAUCUUAAGCAAACAAGAGAACCAUAAAAUAUUUUUU
Schistocerca cancellata (South American locust) is the source of this 560-nucleotide messenger RNA. RefSeq names its product 40S ribosomal protein S12 (gene RpS12). Gene Ontology annotation, biological process: translation. Gene Ontology annotation, molecular function: structural constituent of ribosome. Gene Ontology annotation, cellular component: cytosolic small ribosomal subunit; ribosome. NCBI's taxonomy places the organism in Eukaryota, Metazoa, Arthropoda, Insecta, Orthoptera, Acrididae. The record is from RefSeq and is a predicted model, not a curated record. The transcript is spliced from 4 exons. The coding region runs from base 125 to 550 and encodes 141 amino acids.